Molecule: messenger RNA, 1980 nt
Organism: Pseudogymnoascus verrucosus
Lineage: Eukaryota; Fungi; Ascomycota; Leotiomycetes; Thelebolales; Thelebolaceae
Gene: MRL1
Product: Cation-independent mannose-6-phosphate receptor CI-MPR
Exons: 3
Coding region: 100-1302 (400 amino acids)
Biological process (GO): vacuolar transport
Source: RefSeq, a predicted model, not a curated record
AUUAGAGUGGUAAACAACGUAGACCCUAUGGGAAUCUAUUAACUGCUCUCCGAACGAAGCCGUCGCAUCGUCGUAUAUUCGUCAUCACUCAGCGACUGCAUGUCCAUCAACUUAACUGAGUCUAUUUCACGAAACCAAUUCUAUCAUACGAACGACCUCUCUUUCCCUUUGCGCCAAGGCGCUUUACCAGAGACCUGUCUGUCCCGCGCCAAACGUCAAACGAACGCCACCAUGUAUCCUCCCUCUCUCACCAGCAUCUUGCUUGCCGCGCUGGCGCUGCUCGCACCUCUGACAGCCGCAGCCUCCGACGAGAAGAAGCCCGAUGUAAUCCCCUGCACCGCGAAGUCGCCCAGCACGAACGGGUUCUACGAUCUGCGGCCCCUGGCGGUUAAGGUGCACGACCCGAAGAAGAAGCUGGGGAAGGAGAAGACGGAUAGUUGGCAGAGCAGGGGACACGAUUAUAAGGGGAACUUCUCGAUCAAUGUAUGUGCGCCUGUCGUGGAGGAGAUUGAGGAUGUGGUGGGGGUGGAGGAGGCGAGGUGGGGGAAUGUUAGUGCGUUUUAUAAGGCGGAUGGGAAGGUGUUCUCUAUAGGAGAACAAUCUUCUGGUAUCAUGUUUAGGGGACGCAAGUUGGUGCUCCAAUACACCGGUGGCUCUCCCUGCGGAUCCACCGUGGAAUCUCGAUCCUCGGAGGAUCUCGACGAGCUCGACGAAGACGGAUACCCCGCGCGAACACUCAACGGCAAAGUAGUCGGCUCCUCCGAUGACGACGACGAAGACGAAGACAAGCCCAAGAAACCCAAAAAGCCCGUCCCCACCAAACGCCACAAAUCCACCCUCAUCUCCUUUCACUGCGAAAAAGACCCCCUCAAAUCCAGCGCCGUCGCCUCCUUCAUCGGCACCGACCCGGACGAAUGCGCCUACUUCUUCGAGAUGCGCUCCGAGGCCGCGUGUCCCGGUCUCGGGCCCGUGCAAGCCGGCCUGGGUCCCGCGGGGGUGUUUGGGAUCAUUGCGAUCAUUGCGGUGCUGGUGUACUUCAUUGGGGGCGUGAUGUAUAAUCGCAGCGUGGAGCACUCGAGGGGGUGGAGGCAGUUGCCGAAUUAUGCGAUGUGGGCGGGGAUUGGGGGGUUCUUUAUGGAUUUCUUUACGAUUUUUACGAGCAGUUGCGCGAGGUGUUUGCCGGGGAGGAGGGGCUAUAAUUCCUUACCUGGAUCGGGGAAUGGGAGUGUGGCGCGCGGAAUGGCGAGGCCGGAUGAUGAGAAUAGACUCAUUGACCAGCUGGAUGAGGAGUGGGAUGACUAGAUGAGGGGGCGGGGGAACAUGUGUACAGUAUGCACAGUACAGUACGAUCCGCGGCCCGGUUGAAGCCGCGGUGACGGAUAUGUUUUGAUAUGUUCUGAAUAUCUUGGCGUUAGAUGGUGGAGGGGCGGGAUGUGAGGGGGUGUAUACGAGGUGUCUUGUUCUGUGGUGUGGCACGCACGGCACAUCGUUUUUAUCUAUUUCCUCAUCAUGGAUCUUUCUCGUGUGGGGGAUGUAUAUAUCAGGACCUUUCUUUUCGAGCGGUUUAACCCCUUCUUCUAGGAGUCGAGUCGAGUCAGUAUCUCCUGACACCAGCUUACGUGCCAAUGGCCGAGCAGCGUGUUUCUAGUACUCCAGCAUGUUAUGUUAUGUUAUGUUUAGAAUUUUAGAAUAUCACAACCACGGCCCGGCAGUGCUGGGAUCCGUCCAUUCGUCCAUUCAAUCGUUAGUUUGUCCCGAAACAGCUGCAGAUAUAGAAUCCAAACCAGUGCCAUCAUACAUACCAAUGCCGCACACUGAUAGGCGAUGGCGACUGAACGCGUCCAGACCACUCUCUUUCCAACCCCACCACCACCGACCAGGAAGGGGGAGGGGCAUGAGGGACAUGGACAAGCAAGAUUUGCGGGGAAGUGAGUGGACAGGAUUUUUUUUGGGUACUUGCAAUGGUCUGGCGAUGAUGAG